Raphanus sativus (radish) is the source of this 1138-nucleotide messenger RNA. RefSeq names its product transcription repressor OFP15. The transcript has a single exon. Bases 226 to 1023 code for a protein of 265 amino acids. Gene Ontology annotation, biological process: negative regulation of DNA-templated transcription. The record is from RefSeq and is a predicted model, not a curated record. Lineage: Eukaryota; Viridiplantae; Streptophyta; Magnoliopsida; Brassicales; Brassicaceae.
UAUAGACGUUAAAAUAAGUAAAGAAAUAGACCCCAUCAAGCCUCUUCCCCUCUUCAAACCCUUGAAAUCUUCCCUCCCUCACUCCAUUAACUCUCUCAGCUUCUUCUUUUUUCGGCAAAGAACUCUCUCAGUUUCUUACUUUGAAACCAAUCUCCAAAAAUACAAGGAAAUAAAUUAUUUUCUUGCCCUAUUUUUCUUUUCUCAAAGAAGAGCAUAGAAGAAAAUAUGAAACUCCCAUUUCUAAACAAGAACAACCCUUCAUUUUCGUGUUCUUCAAAUUCAAAUUCAGUUUCAUCAUCAACAAAGCCCACUUCAUGGCCAUGGCCUUCUUGUCAUCAAAACCCUAAAACCAUAUCUUUCAGAGCAACCAUCACUUUCACCAACCCUAUCCAUGACCAAGAUGACGAUGAACUCGACCCACCUGAGGGUACUGAGUCGAUAGAGAGUGUGAUAAAAGGGCUAAGAUCAUCAGAGAGACUCAUCUUCGAAAGCAAAGGAGAAUCCAACUCCAUACUCGAAGAAGCUACGACUAAGCAAGAAGGAGAAAAAGCCGACGAGGAAGGUUUCAUGCUCUUUUCCUUGGAAUCAAACGACCCUUACUCUGAUUUCAAGAGAUCCAUGGAGGAGAUGGUUGAGGCACAAACGCUUCACCGCGACUGGAGAAGCCUCGAGAAGCUUCUCUUCCAGUUCUUGAAAGUCAACGCCAAGACCAGCCAUCGAUACAUCUUCGCCGCUUUUGUCGAUCUCCUCUUGAACUUAACACUGCACACGAAUGAACCCAUCAAUAUCAACAUUGCCAAAGAUGACGUGGACGGAUUCUCGGCCGCACGCGCCACCAUCGGAGAAGCAAGUGCUUCUUGUUGUAACAGUAUGAGUCUUGGCGAGUCUCCGUUGUCUCCUCUGUCACUCUUCACGUCGUGUUCUUCUUCUUCCUCCGAUGAGACUUCCUCGACGUCUGUAAGAUUCUUGCCGUUGUCUUCUUUGUUAGAGAUGGAUGAGAAAUGUAAAGACAUCUUGGUUUAGAAUGCUUUACUUCUUUAUUUUUAUUUUUUGUAUAAUUAAAAUUUGUGUAGAAUCGUAACAUUGGCUACCCUUAAUAUUUUAUAUUGGCAUAUGUGCUCUUACGUUAUAGUUUUCA